Messenger RNA from Racocetra fulgida, 836 nucleotides. NCBI's taxonomy places the organism in Eukaryota, Fungi, Glomeromycota, Glomeromycetes, Diversisporales, Gigasporaceae. The record is from the annotation of a GenBank genome assembly.
GUAGUGAAGUAGAUGACCUUGACAAAAUCGCUAACGAACUUGGCACUAGCAAAUCAAAUCUUCUGAACAAUGAUAUAAUAAAGGAUAUAUGUGUGAAACAAAUUAAAAUCUGGCAUUUGGAUUUUAUAGACGCAAUUCAAUUCUUUUACAAAAUAACAACAAAUGAUAAAACUUAUUCAAUUGAUGAUGGAGAGUAUAUCGCAGCAAUUUAUGGAAAAUAUGGUAAAGAGUCUCACGGUAAUAUCGAUGAAUUAAAUUUUAUAAAAUAUAUACCUUCCAAGAAGCAAGUGAAAUUCUUUACACAUUGUGGUAAAUAUAAUACUACACCAUUCGAUAUGUCAUCAGCAGCUGGUGCUGUUUAUGCCUGCUUUUUUGGAAAAUGCACAGACAAAUCUGUAACUAGCAUUGGAAUGUAUGAGGGAAAAGUGCAUUCAAUUCUAGAACAACAAGUUCAACUUCAACAGCUUUCUGGCGUAUUAUUUCCAAAUAAACCUUAUGAUUUUCUUGUUCUCAAACAAGAAAUCGCUCGUCUUAAAUAUCAAGAUCUGGCACCACAAGUCAGAAACGAAAAAAUCAAAUUUGAGGAAUUAACUACAAACAUCAAGACCAAAGCCGCUCACCUAGAAAAAGUAGUUGACUUGUUGUUAGAAACCCAAAAACAAGCUAUCAAAAGUAAUGAUCAAUUAAUCCAGGGCCAAUUAACUGCUUACAAAAAUAUCCUUGAAGGUAGCUUAACUAAAGAGGAAUUACAAAUUCUCCUUGAUAAGCAAACGGAACUUUAUCAGUUGGAAGAUCACUUGGCUAAUUUGCAAAUAGACUUGCCAUCAAAAUCAUAG